AUGGUGAACUCCACCCACCGUGGGAUGCACACUUCUCUGCACCUCUGGAACCGCAGCAGUUACAGACUGCACAGCAAUGCCAGUGAGUCCCUUGGAAAAGGCUACUCUGAUGGAGGGUGCUACGAGCAACUUUUUGUCUCUCCUGAGGUGUUUGUGACUCUGGGUGUCAUCAGCUUGUUGGAGAAUAUCUUAGUGAUUGUGGCAAUAGCCAAGAACAAGAAUCUGCAUUCACCCAUGUACUUUUUCAUCUGCAGCCUGGCUGUGGCUGAUAUGCUGGUGAGCGUUUCAAAUGGAUCAGAAACCAUUGUCAUCACCCUAUUAAACGGUACAGAUACGGAUGCACAGAGUUUCACAGUGAAUAUUGAUAAUGUCAUUGACUCGGUGAUCUGUAGCUCCUUGCUUGCAUCCAUUUGCAGCCUGCUUUCAAUUGCAGUGGACAGGUACUUUACUAUCUUCUAUGCUCUCCAGUACCAUAACAUUAUGACAGUUAAGCGGGUUGGGAUCAUCAUAAGUUGUAUCUGGGCAGCUUGCACGGUUUCAGGCAUUUUGUUCAUCAUUUACUCAGAUAGUAGUGCUGUCAUCAUCUGCCUCAUCACCAUGUUCUUCACCAUGCUGGCUCUCAUGGCUUCUCUCUAUGUCCACAUGUUCCUGAUGGCCAGGCUUCACAUUAAGAGGAUUGCUGUCCUCCCCGGCACUGGUGCCAUCCGCCAAGGUGCCAAUAUGAAGGGAGCGAUUACCUUGACCAUCCUGAUUGGCGUCUUUGUUGUCUGCUGGGCCCCAUUCUUCCUCCACUUAAUAUUCUACAUCUCUUGUCCUCAGAAUCCAUAUUGUGUGUGCUUCAUGUCUCACUUUAACUUGUAUCUCAUACUGAUCAUGUGUAAUUCAAUCAUCGAUCCUCUGAUUUAUGCACUCCGGAGUCAAGAACUGAGGAAAACCUUCAAAGAGAUCAUCUGUUGCUAUCCCCUGGGAGGCCUUUGUGACUUGUCUAGCAGAUAUUAA
Molecule: messenger RNA, 999 nt
Organism: Pan troglodytes (chimpanzee)
Lineage: Eukaryota; Metazoa; Chordata; Mammalia; Primates; Hominidae
Gene: MC4R
Product: melanocortin 4 receptor
Biological process (GO): G protein-coupled receptor signaling pathway
Cellular component (GO): membrane
Molecular function (GO): melanocortin receptor activity
Source: RefSeq, marked provisional